Messenger RNA from Eubalaena glacialis (North Atlantic right whale), 1293 nucleotides. RefSeq names its product G protein-coupled receptor 137C (gene GPR137C). The transcript has 10 exons. Gene Ontology annotation, biological process: positive regulation of TORC1 signaling. Gene Ontology annotation, cellular component: lysosomal membrane. NCBI's taxonomy places the organism in Eukaryota, Metazoa, Chordata, Mammalia, Artiodactyla, Balaenidae. The record is from RefSeq and is a predicted model, not a curated record. Bases 1 to 1293 code for a protein of 430 amino acids.
AUGAGGGCGUCCGUGCCGGGUCCGGCGGCCGGCCGCGAGCCCUCCACGCCCGGCGGGGGCGGCGGAGGCGCCGCGGUGCCGGGCUCCGUGCAGUUGGCGCUGAGCAUCCUGCACGCCCUGCUCUACGCCGCGCUCUUCGCCUUUGCCUACCUGCAGCUGUGGCGGCUGCUCCUGUACCGUGAGCGGCGGCUGAGUUACCAGAGCCUCUGCCUCUUCCUCUGUCUCCUGUGGGCAGCGCUCAGGACCACCCUCUUCUCCGCCGCCUUCUCGCUCAGCGGCUCCCUGCCCCUGCUCCGGCCGCCCGCUCACCUGCACUUCUUCCCCCACUGGCUGCUCUACUGCUUCCCCUCCUGUCUCCAGUUCUCCACGCUCUGUCUCCUCAACCUCUACCUAGCGGAGGUUAUAUGUAAAGUCAGAUGUGCAACUGAACUUGACAAACACAAAAUUCUGUUGCAUUUGGGCUUUAUGUUGGCAAGCCUUCUCUUUUUAGUGGUGAACUUGACUUGUGCCAUGCUAGUCCACGGAGAUGUCCCAGAAAAUCAGUUGAAAUGGACUGUGUUUGUUCGAGCAUUAAUUAACGAUAGCCUGUUUAUUCUUUGUGCCAUCUCUUUAGUUAGUUACAUAUGCAAAAUUACAAAAAUGUCAUCAGCAAAUGUCUACCUCGAAUCAAAGGUAACACUUUCCAACAACUUUCUGUGGCUGAAUCCUUAUCUUUUGUGUGGUAUGUCUCUGUGCCAGACUGUUGUCGUAGGCUCUGUAGUCAUUCUUCUCUACUCUUCAAGAGCAUGUUAUAAUUUGGUGGUGAUCACCAUAUCUCAGGAUACAUUAGAAAGUCCAUUUAAUUAUGGCUGGGAUAAUCUUUCAGAUAAGGCUCAUGUAAAAGACAUAAGUGGAGAAGAGUAUAUAGUAUUUGGAAUGGUCCUCUUUCUGUGGGAACAUGUGCCAGCAUGGUCGGUGGUACUGUUUUUCCGGGCACAGAGAUUAAACCAGAACUUGGCACCUGCUGGCAUGAUAAAUAGUCACAGUUACAGUUCCAGAGCAUACUUCUUUGACAAUCCAAGACGAUAUGAUAGUGAUGAUGACUUGCCAAGACUGGGAAGUUCCAGAGAAGGAAGUUUAUCAAAUUCACAAGGUUUGGGCUGGUAUGGCACCAUGACUGGGUGUGGCAGCAACAGUUACACAGUCUCUCCCCACCUGAAUGGACCUAUGACAGAUACUGCUCCUUUGCUCUUUACUUGUAGUAAUUUAGAUAUGAACAAUCACCAUAGCUUAUAUGUAACACCACAAAACUGA